AGGUCCUGUCAAAGAGCAGGUUUCAAAAUGCUGCAGUGGGUGGAGCCAGGCUCAGACCCGGGGGUGGUCAAGUCUGGAGGCGUGUCAUGGGAAGAGUCAGCAGCAGAGACUGACAGGAUAUAAAUAAUCUGAGAACAUCACAGGUCAUCACACUGGAAGCUCCGGUUGGAUGUCAAGAAGACUCUCGCACAACUGAUCUGAUCUACACAACUUCACCAGGUUGGAGAAAUGGCCUCAGAUCUGAACAACGUUGCUGCCCUGGGUCGACCUUUCACCCUAGGAACACUCUAUGAUGCUCGGAAAGAAAUACUGAUCCCAGGUUUGACAUUGUGGGACAAUAAAACUCUACAAGGGAAGAUAAUUAAAAGUGUUCAAUCCUACAGUCAUUUUGAAAUGACUGAAUCUGACACCAUUGAAUCCAAGUCCUCUCUGCUGGAUGUUGAAGCUUCUCUGAAGGCCAGUUUCCUCAGUGGACUGAUCGAGGUUGAAGGAUCUGCCAAGUAUCUGAAUGAUCAGAAGAAAUUCAAGAAUCAGAGCAGAGUGACGUGUCAGUACAAAUCCACCACCCACUACAAACAGUUGUCAAUGAUUGACCUGCUGACUUUAGACGCCCACCAAAUGGAAGUUAUUAAGAAGAGCUCGGCAACACAUGUAGUCACGGGCAUCCUUUAUGGGGCAAACUCUUUCUUUGUGUUUGACAGUGAGAAGUUAGACGCCAGCAGCGUUCAAGACAUCCAGGGCAACAUGAGAGCUGUGAUAAACAAGAUCCCCACAUUUAGUCUUGAGGCGCAAGCUAGCAUCAAGCUGACUGAUGAAGAAAAAGACCUGACUAAUAAAUGCUCCUGCAAAUUCUUUGGAGACUUCAUCCUUAAGAGCAUCCCUGUAACAUUUGAAGAGGCAGUGAAGACCUGUGGACAACUUCCACAGCUACUGGGAGAGAAAGGAGAGAAUGCUGUCCCAGUGAAGGUCUGGCUGAUGCCACUGAAGAAUUUGAUUCCUGAAGCUGCUGAGCUGAUGAGUGAGAUCAGCGUUGGACUGGUGGGGAAGAUGCAGGAUGCUCUUGAAGAUUUGAGGGAAAUACGAAUGAGAUGCAACGAUUCUCUGGAAAACGGAGUGGUAGAGAACUUUCCAUAUAUUCAUGAAGAGUUCAAAACUUUCCAAAAAUUGUGUCACCUCUAUGCAUCUGACCUCCAGCAGAAGAUGGCGAAGAAACUCCCCUCCAUCCGUGAAGGUAAAGAAGAUGAGAGCUCAUUAGAAGAAAUCUUUGAAGACAGAGAGAAGUCACCAUUCAGUCAAGAGAAACUAAGCAAGUGGCUGGAUGACAAAGAGAGAGAAAUCAACAUCAUCAGAUCCUGUGUAGAUAUCAUGGAGGGAGUAAAGAUCGUCCGAAAUCAGUCCGAGCUGGACAGAGAGGUUCUUGAUCGAGAUGUAGAUCAUGCUCUGUGCUUUGUUUUCACCUCUAUGAUAAGGGGUGAUACCGACCUUGAUGUGAUGGCCACCUAC
Anarrhichthys ocellatus (wolf-eel) is the source of this 1503-nucleotide messenger RNA. Its product is annotated as neoverrucotoxin subunit beta-like. Lineage: Eukaryota; Metazoa; Chordata; Actinopteri; Perciformes; Anarhichadidae. The record is from RefSeq and is a predicted model, not a curated record. The annotation marks the transcript as partial. The transcript is spliced from 3 exons.